Molecule: messenger RNA, 4098 nt
Organism: Heterostelium album PN500
Lineage: Eukaryota; Evosea; Eumycetozoa; Acytosteliales; Acytosteliaceae
Gene: eIF4g
Product: eukaryotic translation initiation factor 4 gamma
Exons: 6
Coding region: 1-4098 (1365 amino acids)
Cellular component (GO): eukaryotic translation initiation factor 4F complex
Molecular function (GO): protein binding; translation initiation factor activity; mRNA binding
Source: RefSeq, a predicted model, not a curated record
AUGUCAUCACAGUCAAACAAGAACAACAACAGCAAACAAGAUCAAAAUGACUCUCUAAACAACACUUCUUCACCAGUAAGAAGCGUAUCAAAUAGCAGCGGAAACUAUGGUCCUCAACAUCCUCAACAAAUGAACGGAGUAAUCAUCCCAUCGACAAAAGAACUCAAUUCUACAUUCUUCUGGAUUGAAGUUUUAAGUUUUGAAGUUAAACAACAACAAAAAGAUAUUAAUAAUAAUAAGGAUAAUAAAGAUAGUUUGAUAAAUUAUAAACAAUCUACUAAUAUUCAAGUUAAUAAUAAUAGAUAUAACAAUAACAAUCAAUACCAUCAUCCACAUAACCAGUAUCAACAACAACAACAGCAACAGGGUUAUCAACAGAGACCACAGAUUCCUUCACCUCAACAACAACAACCACCACAACAACAACAGGUAAAUCCAGGUCUCUUACAUCAACAACAACAGAUUCCACCACAACAACAACAAUAUCAACACAAGGGUCCAAAGGGAGGACAACAACAACAACAACAACAGCAACAACAACAACAACAGAUCCCUCAACAGAUUCCUUCACCAGUCCAGAAUACACAACAACAACCAGUCCCACAGCAGAACUUGUCCCAGCAGUCGCCUUCAUCGCCAAACCAACCACUCCAACACAGUAAGAAACAGUCACAUCACCCUCAACAACAACAACAACAACAGCAGCAACAACAACAACAACAACAACAUCCACACAUAUCUUCACCUCAUCAACAGAGACCGCCAAUAUAUGUGCCACAAAACGCAAGCGGUCCACAAAUAGCAUCUCCUAACCCUCCACAUUUCCCCAUUACACAUACAGACACUUCUAUCUUACCAGGUAACAGCGUCCCACCAAGAACUCACUCUGCUCCACCCACUUUGAAUCAAGAGAAUGUACCAGGUCCAAAGUAUAUGCCCGUGAAAUCUGGUAUGGUUGGUCCAUACGGUGCACCACCACCUCAAUAUCAACAUCCCCCACACAGAAGAUAUGAACAAGUAUACCAACCACAACAAGUUCCAUACUAUCAACCACCAUACUUUCCACAGUAUGUUCCAGAGUUCUAUCAUACUCCACAACCACCAAUGGUUACCUCUCAGCCAAAGAAGGUGUUGCAGAUUGUAGAUCCAAACACUCAGACUACCAUCAAUACUUCGCCACCAAAGUCACACACCCCACCUUCGUCCGCUCCAGUCACACCGGUCACUACUCCAACUGUCUCUACUCCAACGACAACAACACCUACAUCAGCGGCAGCAGCAGCAGCAUCGUCAACAACAACCACUACUGCUCCUGUGAGCAGCAGCAGCAACAACAAUGCUCCAGCACCAGUUGUUUCGACUCCACCUGCUUUCAGUGCCGGUAACGCUCAUGCAAGAAAGAGAGACAAGAAGCAGGCAGCAGCACAAGCAGCAGCACAGGCAACAGCACAACAAACAGAGCAAUCCACAACCUCUGCCUCUGGUUCGUCCACACCUUCCGCUCCGGCUGCCGCCGCUACUCCCACCACUGGUGCCACCACCGACGACAAAGCAACACCCGCCUCUGAAUCAACGGUAUCUGCUUCACCAAGCAAAUCCGUAGAGGACAAAUCAACAGCUGACAAGACUGCCGAACAACAGCAGCAAAUUGCCACACCAGCUGCCGUCGAACAGCACAAAGACGACGACACCAAGUCCGAUGUCAAAGCUUCAGAGUCACACAGUUUGUCAACAGGACUCGAGAAUCUUUCGCUCAAGGAAAGCAACAGUGAGGAGAAUCCAACCACACCAAGAAAACAACAGCAAGCCGAAGAAAAGGAGGAAGGCGAAUUGUCUCCAGCCAAGAAUGCCGCUGACCAGCAGCAGUCGACUAACUCUCCAGCACCAGUAGAAGAGGAAGAAGAAUGGGAAAAGAAAGUCAACGAUAUACCAGCACCAACAUCUUCAUCGUCGUCGUACAACUUGAGUAGCAGCAACAACGCAUUGCAUCAAUCGAUUCUCUCAUCGAGUGGAACCAAUCCAUUUGCUGCGAAACCAUCGGGUGUCAUUCGUUACUCGAACGACGAGAUGAUCAAGUAUCGUCCAUCACACAUCGAACCACGUCCAGAACUCAAGGAUUUGGGUGUAGAUUCAUCAAAGUCGCAUCAAGGUGGCGCUGGUGGUCAACAAGGUCAACAGGGUCAACAGAACAAGAUGAAGGGACCCGGCGGAUUCUUCCAACAGCCACAGAACAAGAUGAUGGCAAAGAAUCAACCGAUGUACGCGCAAAAGAAUAUGGGUGGAUAUCCACAGCAACAGCAACCGCAGUUCAACAAGUACCAGAACUACCACCAACAGAUGCAACAACAGAUUCAACCACAGGCACCGCCACAGAACAUCUUGCCGGUCAGCGAGAAUCGUUGGCAACGUACCAAACUCGACAGUCUCUCCGACACACAGAUCCAUCUCAGAAAAGCCAAGUUCAUUCUCAACAGAAUGGCACCGGAGAAGUUUGACCAGCUCUCUCUCAACCUCUUGGAGCUCGGCAUCAUCAAGAACACCGAGGUUUUCAUUGGUGUCAUCUCUAUGAUCUUUGAGAAGGCUAUCACCGAAGCCAAGUACGUCACUAUGUAUACCGAUCUCUGCAAGAAGAUCUUUACUUUCGAGCGUGAAGAGAAGGAGCGUGAGAAGAAGGAGCAAUAUCCAGAUCCAGCUUCACUCACCAAGGAGAUCGAAGACCAGUUCAAGCCGAAAUUCAGAGCACUUCUACUCCAGACCUGUCAGGAGGAAUACGAAAAGGUUCAAAAGAGUUUUGAAACGAUUCACGAAGUUCCCGAGGAUCUCCCGGCAGCCGAGAAGGCCGACUUUGAGGAGAAGCAGUUUGUGCAGCGUAAGAAGGUGUUUGGUCUCAUCAAGUUCAUCGCAGAGUUGUUCAAGCAAGAUAUGCUCAGUGAGAAGAUUAUCCACGGUAUUUUGGUCGCGCUCAUGGGUGAGCUCAACAAGCCACAGGAGAUCAAGUUGGAGUGCUUCUGCAAGCUGAUGGCGCCAAUCGGUUACAAGAUCGUCUCAAAGACUGGCGCAGAGGAAUACAUGAAAGCCUACUCACUGCGUAUGGAGCUGCUCAUCUCUACAUCCAACCUUUCACAACGUAUUAAAUUCUUGAUACAGAACGUCCUUGAUCUAAAGAAUAACGGUUGGAAAGAGAAGGAGACCGAAGCACCAAAGCCAAAGGAGGAGAAGGCCGCCGAAGAAGACAGAAAGACCAGUCUCGGUGUCAAGAACGUCACUGGCAAGAACAUGUUCACCAUGCCAUCGAACUUCUCCAAGGGAUUCCCAGGCAAGCCAGGUGCAACAUCGAUGAUGAUGAAGCCCAAGCCAGGCAUCCAAGGUGGAAUGAUGGGUGGUCCAAUGGGAGGUGCCACCGGUCCAAACAAAUUCGGUAUCAACCAACCAUCGACCAUUGCCAAGUCGCCAAUCAACUCGCCAUCGCCAAUGCACUACGGAUCACAAGGAGCGUCGCCAUCGAUCUCCUCUUCAAUGUCCAACAACAAACAAGACAAAUCUGGCUGGACCGAUUCCAUCAGCCAAUCGAUCAACGAUUCAAUCAAUGAAUAUCUCUCAAUUGAUGAUGUCACAGAGUUUAUGGAGUGUGUCAAAGAAUACGCACCUUCCGUCGAUCUCCACCCACAUGUAAUUUCCAGCAUACUGACAUCCGCAACCGAUUCAAAAUCCGCACUGAAUAAGUUAUCCGAUCUCUUGAUUCAAUUGUACCAAGAGAAAUUCUUUACAAGCAACGCAAUCAGUAGUGGAUUUGAAAAAUUCUCAAAUGCUUUAAUCGAUUUGUUUGAGGAUAGACCAACAGCUACAGAGCCAACUGGAAAGAUUAUUUUCAGAUUAUACGACAAAUCUAUACUUUCAUUGCAAACCGUUGCAAAAGUACUCGCAGCUCAGGUACCAUCUUGUGGUCCCCACAUUGGAAAGAUUUUGAUGAAUUUCAUUUUGGAAUCUGAAGACGUUGAAAAGACUGCUCAAGCAUUCAAAGAGAAAUCAAUAGAUAUUACAAGCUUUUUCGAGACUGGAAAAGAUCGAAAGUCUAACAUUUCGACACUUUUAAAUUAA